CAAUUGUGUUUUUCUCUUGCUAAUGAAAGUUGAGCGUGGCUUCUUGUAGAAGAACUAUUUUCCCUUGCGAGAACUGGAAAGAUUUAAGUUAAUUUAACCGUGGAGCUAUUUUUAUUAUUAAGCACUUGCUUUGCGACACAUGAACAGUGUCGAGUAAAAUGCGACCUAUUGUACGAGGAAUAAACUCAGGAGGAGAAUAAACUAUGUAUGUAGUGCGCUGGUGAUUUCAGAGCGCGCGCUCCUCUCGCGCCGCCAGUGGUUGUCGCUCCUGCUCUCACGCUCGCUCGCUGCUCUUCAUCUCUCUAUCAUCGGGGAGAGUGUGGUGUUUCUCUCUCCCUGCCCCAGACCCUCCUCCUCCGGCAGCCCGUCCAUCUCAGCGCAUAGGCGAAGAGUUUAUGGGGAGAGUGGCCGCUCCCUACAGCGGCCCCGGCAGGAUAGUGUCCUUUCUCACAGCAGUUCCUUCUUGCUUAUCCUGCAAACAGCAGCAGCAGCGGCGACAUCAUCAUCACUCUGCGGCAGUGCACCGGGGCAGGAGGAGGAUGAGCGAGCAGGGCAAGAGUGGCUCGUCCACGCCAGCGAGCGGGACACCAGCCCCGGGCUCCGACACGUACAAAGGCUGGCUCUUUAAAUGGACUAACUACAUUAAAGGUUACCAGCGAAGAUGGUUCGUGCUCAGCAAUGGACUGCUGUCCUAUUACAGGACGCAGGCGGAGAUGGCCCACACGUGUCGCGGCACCAUCAACCUGGCCACAGCGCACAUCGACACAGAAGACGCCUGCAACAUUGUUCUGAGCAGCGGGGGGCGCACCUAUCAUCUGAAAGCCAGCACAGAGGUGGAGAGGCAGAGAUGGGUCACAGCACUGGAGCUGGCUAAGGCCAAAGCCAUCCGAAUGAUGAACGAUCAGUCCGAUGACUCGGCAGACGAGGAACCCACGUCUCAGUCAGACCACAGUGAGAUCCAGGGCACUCUCAAGACUCUGGCCAGUAAGUUGGAUGACUUGAGCACAUGCAAUGAUCUGAUAGCCAAACACGGAGCGGCACUGCAGCGUUCUUUGAGUGAACUCGAGACUUUACGUGUGCCUCUGGAGGGAGGAGAGAAAAUCAAGGCUGUCAAUGAGAGAGCCACCCUCUUUCGCAUCACCUCCAAUGCUAUGAUCAAUGCGUGCCGAGAUUUCUUGGACCUGGCUGAGAGCCACAGCCGCAGAUGGCAGCGAGUACUUCAGCAUGAGCGAGAGCAACGCACCCACCUGGAGGAGACCAUCGAGCAGCUAGCCAAGCAGCACAACAGCCUGGAACGAGCCUGGAGAGAAGCCCCCACGCACGCCGUCAACACGCCUGAUACGCCCACCACUGACACGGGAGUGGGUGAAAGGUCCCGGAAAGAGGAAGCGAGUGAUGAAGAUGAGGAUACGGAGUUUUUUGAUGCCAUGGAGGACUCACCUGCCUUUAUAACAGUGACUGCCACGGACCCCUCUCAACAUAGACGUUCUCAGAGUAAUCUCAGUGGUGCUAGCGGAGGACAGCCCAGUGGCUGCAACCAGGAUGACAAUUGUUCUGUGUGCAGUAAUGACUUUUCAGGGAAAGAGUUGCAGCCUCACAGGAAGAGGCGGACCCAGAUCCCAGAGAAGCCCAACUAUUCGCUCAAUCUGUGGAGCAUCAUGAAGAAUUGCAUUGGCAAAGAGCUCUCUAAGAUCCCAAUGCCUGUGAACUUCAACGAGCCCCUGUCGAUGCUGCAGCGCUUGACGGAGGAUUUGGAGUACUACGAGCUGCUGGAUAAAGCGGCGCGCUGUGAAAACUCUCUGGAGCAGAUGUGUCUGGUCGCAGCCUUCUCUGUCUCCUCAUACUCUACCACAGUGCAUCGGACGGCCAAGCCCUUCAACCCUCUUCUAGGAGAGACCUACGAACUGGACCGCCUAGAAGAAUUCGGCUACCGUUCCAUUUGUGAGCAGGUCAGUCAUCAUCCGCCGGCAGCCGCUCAUCAUGUGAUGUCACAGCGAGGCUGGGCCCUGUGGCAGGAAAUCACCAUUGCUAGCAAGUUCCGUGGCAAAUACCUCUCCAUCAUGCCUCUGGGUGCGAUCCACCUGCACUUUCAUGCGAGCGGAAACCACUACGUGUGGCGUAAAGUCACCUCCACCGUCCACAACAUCAUCGUGGGCAAACUGUGGAUUGAUCAGUCAGGAGAUAUUGAUAUAGUCAACCACACGACCAAAGAGACCUGUCAGCUCAAGUUCUCUCCCUACAGUUACUUUUCAAGGGAAGUCCCACGAAAGGUAACAGGGGUGGUGAUGGACUGUGACGGCCAGGCCCACUACAUCCUGUCAGGCACAUGGGACGAUAAGAUGGAGAGCGCCAAGAUCGUGCAGAGCAGCCGAGGAAGCAGCAGCUCUGAGGGCAAACAGAAGACGGUCUAUCAGACUCUUACCCCCAAACUGCUGUGGAAGAAAUACCCUCUGCCAGAGAAUGCUGAGAACAUGUACCAUUUCUCCUCUCUGGCUUUGACCCUGAACGAGGAAGAAGAGGGUGUUUGUUUGACGGACAGCAGGCUGAGGCCAGACCAGCGGCUGAUGGAAGAGGGACGCUGGGAUGAGGCCAACGCAGAGAAACAAAGGCUAGAGGAGAAGCAGAGAGCUACGAGGAGGAGGAGAGACGCUGAGGUGUCCGAUGCCAUAGAUGAAGGACGAGACUUUGAGUGCUACAGGCCGCUGUGGUUCCACCAGAGGACAGAUGAAAUGACAGGAGAGACUAGUUUCGUUUAUAAGGGUGGUUACUGGGAGGCCAAAGAAAGACAGGACUGGAAUAUGUGUCCGGUGAUCUUCUGAACACACGAAACACUUGACGAACUCUACAGAUAAAGACAAAGACAAAGGGGGAAUAAACCCUCUACAUGGACUUUCCUCUUGGGACUGCAGAGGUUGUGGAGACAGGUCGUCAACACUUGCGUGUGUGUUUGAGUGUGUGUGUGUGUGCUAAGUGUGAGUGUGUGUUUGCGGCCCAAAGACAUAUAUCUUUGCUUAACUCUUAAACGGACUCUGAUGUUCAUCUCAAAGAUGAAUGUGUGGGAGAAAUGUGCAGUUGAACUCUUCUAGCCAAGUGCCACCCCAGUUUAUCUUCCAAAGCAAAUCAGGUUCUUUUUAUUCAGAACAACCCUAUCACAAAUGCACUUUCCUCUCUUCCCAACAUCUCUUACAGUGAAGUAUAAGAAUCCAAGUCUUGUUUAGAAUGAGAUCAUAUCAAAGACACUCCUCCCCCUCCUCUGCUGGCCAGGACAAAACAUGAAGAAACUUGCAUAUGGAGGAGAAUCAACACAACACAUCUGCAACAUUUAAGUGAAUUGUCAGAUUGUUCAGCUUGUGUACUACUUAAAAUGUCUUAUCAACUAUACCAUAUUUGAGCUAAGGAAGUUCUUUUAUUCUUUAAUCCCAGGGAAUUACAAGCGCCCGAUGGGGCUCUUUUAUUGGACACACAGCUUAAGACAUUUUCCCGGCUCCACCCACUUUGCAUAGCUAGAGACAGAUGAGAUUCAUGUCACGUCUUCAGCCCAUGAGCCUUCAGACAAGCAUUAAAGGAGCCCUUGAGUCUGUUGUAUUGGGCAGUACAGGUAUUCUGACACAGACAUGUUUUACACUGCAGAAUUGUCAUGCACAUUAAUUAGCUGCUUCCUGCAGUGGAGCCCCCAGUGGACGUUAUCAUGUUACUGUGACAGCCACAGUACAGUGCAUAUUAGCAAUGCUAUUAAAAAUCCUUUUUUUAUACAAUCAGGAUACUUAAAGGAGAACUCCGGCGAACAAUAAACCUUUGGUCUAAUAAAA
Messenger RNA from Pimephales promelas (fathead minnow), 3809 nucleotides. It is a transcript of the gene osbp2b, whose product is annotated as oxysterol binding protein 2b. Gene Ontology annotation, molecular function: cholesterol binding. Lineage: Eukaryota; Metazoa; Chordata; Actinopteri; Cypriniformes; Leuciscidae. Gene Ontology annotation, cellular component: cytosol; plasma membrane; perinuclear endoplasmic reticulum. The record is from RefSeq and is a predicted model, not a curated record.